CUGAUAUCCAAAAUGGAGGAUCAAGACAGAGGAUUUCGUCGAGGACGAGGCGGUCGUAGAAGAGAGAGAGGCUUUAGAGAACGGCCUUCAAGGGUAAGGAAUGUUAUUUUCAAAUUUCCCCACCUUUUUGCUGCGAGCUGUAACCACUUGUUGGAGAUAAGUAAACUUAUAAUCCGCUGAGAUAUGGGCUAACAGUUUUAAGUUACUGAGCUUUUGAAAACAUUAUAGGCAGAAGCGUCUUCGUAUAUUUGGAAGUUCAUUCAUACAAAAAGCAGCUUAGUUACUUAGAUGUAUCUUUAUAUUUUAAAAAAAUGUUGUGACUGAAGGUAUUAUUUGGUUAAGAUAAUUUUUGCACAUUCACAAAAUGAAUUGGCAGCUUUUGAAAAAAAGAUUGUCGGGAUACACACUUUAGAUCUUUUUUUUAUAAACUUUAGAUAGUUACCUUUUCCCCCCUUUUUUUUGUAACACAGGAAAUGCUAUAGAUGAUGGCUUUCAAGUCAUAGAAUAGGAGAGUAAAUUUAUGGAAUUUUAUAUCAUCUAGCUAGUCCACCUAUAUUUAUUCAGCAUCAUGGUUAUUUUUCUUCAGGGUAAAGGAGAUGGUCCCAUGGGAGCACAUGCUGCAUCCCCCACAGUACCACCCAUGAAGACACCCAUCAUACUCACCAAGCCUUCUGCAGAUAGGGUCAGCGUCAAAAAUUUCACUUUACUAUACUGCAUUGUUAUAAUUGUUUGUUAUUUAAUUGCACUAUAGGGGUGCGCAAAUAUUAUGCUAUAAUUUUAGGUAUGAGUGGGAUAUUUACCAUGCUGAGACAAACAUAUGAAGCAAAGGCUAUUGCUUCUUUCUUCAUUACACAAUGAGAAUUGAAUCUUUGACCUACCUGUAAAUGGAGGGUCCAAAAUAGACUUUUCCAAUUUUGCAUCCAGCUUCUAUUUUCCAUUCCAUUCUGUUGUCCUGCCACAGUAAAAAUUUUCAUAUGUAUCCUGCCUGGUUAAAUCCAAGUUGCUCUAGUUCACCACCUUUAUUUAACUGAUGGACAAAUUAUAGCUUUGUUUACAAUAUUGAUAAAUAAAUGAACUCUUCCUUCUUUAAUUUUUUCUCUGUGGAGGAAAUUGUAUCCACUGCUACCCUUUUUGUAAUAAAUCACAACACAGGUUGCAAUGCUAUAGGUCUUUUAGGUUUCUGAGGCUAACAAUGUCAAAAGUUUCCCCGUCAUGGAAAUUGCACUGUUAUGAAAGAACCAGCAAUGCUGUCAACAUGCUCAAUGUGCUCUUUGACCACCUUUGUCUGGUCAAGGUCUUUUAACAUGGGAGGAGACCUUGUGUUGGACUAGCAUCCCAUCCAGUGGAGAAUGUUAAAUUUAUUCCUAGUUGCUUUGUGCUAAUGAAACGGUGAUAAGUUGUGAUUGGGUGGGCCAAUAGGCUGGAGUACAGUCUUUGCCUUUCAUCACUCAGCUACAGCACCCUUAAUUUCAUGGUAGUCAUAUUUAUGGCACUCUCAUAAUGUUUAUACUGCUUGAAUGUUGAAAUUACUCGUGGAUUUAAUUUGAAGUGGUAUACAUGGAAUAAAGUAAUGAAUAUUAUAUUCUAACUGUUACAUUUGUAGGGACAAGAAACGCCAGUGAAGCAAAUUUUGAUAAAACCAAGGUAAUAGAGUUGUCCAUGUUCAAUAGAAACAAAGUACAUUUAUCAAAUUUUUUAAUUCAUGCAUUGACACAUGAAGUCAUUAAUCUCUGUCAACUGUGAUGAAAAUAUUCAUGACCAAAACUUACUUUUUGAGCGUGAAAUUAUUUGGAUAUUUAGCCAAAGAUUCAUAAGUCACUUAAAAAAUUGAGAAUGAUAAGUUUUGUUUUGUCAACUGAGUUUAAAUAUAACUUGGUUAAGGAAGGAGUUUCUAAAGGUGACAUUUUGAGUAUUAGCCUUGUGUGAGAGGGAGUGGAAGGAAAGGUUUACUUCAAGUAAAAAAUUUACAGAGCAGUAAUUGUGUGCCUGAGGCGGAUCAAUAGUAACAGUUUCAGUUACCAGAGAUUAAAUUGGUUUACAGGUGAGAGAUUGGUCUGGUAUAAAUAUUCUCUAUUUAUGAGCUGCAGUAGGUAUGCAAGUUGUUUUUGUUUCUGUCACUGAAACUGAUAUAGCUUAUUGGCUGCUAAGAGGUUUGAGAUAUCAUAAGGAGGGGUUAAAUUGUCUAUUAUUUGACUUUCUAUAAAUUAUUCUUCUGAAGAUGUCUUCCACUAAAAAUAGUCACCUUUACCUUACAUAUCCUAAAGGGAACAGUUACCAGAGGCUUCAGUAAGUUCUAGUGCCCCUCAGCCAGCCACAUCACGUGGAAAGACUAUUUUGUCUGAUCAUCCAGCUGGCCAAGGAACUGAGAGAUCUACAAGCACUGCAACAGCACUCAGUAUGGGUGGUGCAACAGGAGGGCCAGUAUCAGGUAAAAUAAGUGUAUUGCCUAGGUGUGGGAUGUUCCUCUAAAUUUGGACAUUUUUACUUUUCUGUGUAUAAUGUUCAUGUACAUGAAAAAGUUAUAUGCAUCUGAUUAGCUGAAAAGGAGUGCAUUCUAAUGUAACAUGAGUGCAAAGUUGUAACACAAUUGUAAAUUACAAAUUGCACACGUGCUGUCAAAAUUUCGUCUGAUGUGACUUUCUGUGAUGCUUUUUCAUGUAAAUUAUUGAAAAGUAACAACAUGAUUUCUCAUGCAAUUUGAUGUAAUAAGCACUUGUAAAUUUUUCUAAGACAACAAAUUGCACUCACUCUCCAGGCUUGUGCAAUUUUGUUGUCUUUGAAAAAUUUACCUGUGCUUGUUAACACCAAAUUGCACUGAAAGCAUCUUAUUACCUAUACUAAUUUUGUUGGUAGCAAUCUAGUGAAUUGUUUCGUUUCCUCAGGAACAAGUGCAAGUGUUGAUGCACUUGCAACCAACAUGGCCUCUCUCAAACUUGGUCUACACAGUCAUGAUGGAGCACCACAAGUAUUAAAACUGCUGGAUGAGAAUCUUCAGUGGAAUGAUGCUGCUUUAGAGGUAAAUCUAUGGACUAUGACAGAGAAUUUUAUCCAAUAUACUCAGUUGUGAUGCUUUUUCCUGUUGUAAAUGUAACAUAUUUUAAUGUAAAAAUGCAAAAAUUAUCUCCUGUAAUACCUUUUUUAAUCUCCCAGUUGGAUGGAGUUUUGAUAGAUGAAAAUUCAGUUGUGAUCAAGGUUUGCACUUGUCACAAAAAUUCUGGAACCUUCAAAAGUAUUGAUUGAAGCUCUUAUCUAAUAUUUAGUGAAAAUGAUUCAUGUGGGAACAAAUUUGUUGGAAGUACUGUUUUUAGAAAUGCUUACUAACUUAAUAGAUAGUUUUUCAAUCACUCUUUAACACUCAAUUAUUUGCCAUUUUUUAGAUGCUUCUUGAUCAAACAGAUUUCUUGGUUGUGGGGGUCAUUGGUCCACAAGGUGUUGGCAAAUCAACUCUUCUCUCUGUUCUGGGAGGAGCUGGGCCUUUUACUGACUCCAGGUUUGUGAUUCUUCAGCUUCACUGUUUUGUUAAAGUUAACUGAAUUGUUGUAUCUCUGUCAGUGAAAAAAUUAUUUCAACACAUUGUUUUCAAUUGACAUCAUGACAGUCAUGUUGGUCUACAAAAACGAUGAAUAACCAGCUUUUUUGGGCACCAAGUUGUUUUCCUGCAGACACUUUCAUUGAUUUGCUCCAGUGAACUUUCAUAGCAGCUGUUUCCAUGCAAGUGAUGACUUGUUACUUUUUCUGUUAUGAUGUAAUCACUUAUAAUUUUGUGGAGUUUGGACCUAUGAGAACUAGUUAAAAAUUAUUCACCAAAGUGAAGGUGAAUUGAGAUGGAUAUUUAUUGAGCUGUGAAGCAGGGAGGUAGGUGUUUGCCACUUUCACCAACACUGAGGGGAAUAAUGGUUUUAGUUUUUAACGACACAGAAAUUGAAAAUUAGUUUAUUUAUGUCAGUUUUGUCUCUUCAGCUGCUCGGAAGUGAAUAAAACUUGCUAAUCACUUACAAACUAGCCAAUCAGCACGUGCAAAAAGCAAUGUUCACGUGUGUGGUAUAUACUAGUCUCUAAUAAGACUUGUUAAGUGUAAUCUGAGAAGUGCAAAAUACUGUGGCUGGGAUUGCCUGGUUUUCACUUUUGAUGAGAGCAUUACCAGCAGGUGAUUUAAAAAUAUUUCCACUUUCUUGGCUGAUCAUGAGCAGUAUGGGGUUGAACUGUAGUGAUCUACCUCACAAGGGAAAUUUUCUCGAUUUAACCUUCAUGGUGACACUCACAGAGCUUGAGCAAGGACAUUAUUAAUAAUUUGUAAUUGUGAUCAAUGAUUGAAAUCAAUUUUUAUUAGUAACUUCUUUCUCUCUCAAAACGUUUUUAGGUCUUGCUUAUUUCCUGUGCAGUCAAGACAGGUUCAGGUCAGUUGAAGGUUCUCUAAAGUGCUGAAUCAAUAUCAUAUUGAUAAAUGUAAGCAAAGCAUGUGUCAGACACAGUAACCUUGUGGUUAAUGGGUUAGACUGUGAAUGGAGAGGUCCUGGUUUGAAAUCAGGCUGGGUCUGUAUGUUCUUGGUAAAGACACUUUACCCUCUCAAAGCUACCUUCACCUCAGAGGUAAAACAGGGUUCUCGUAACCUGUGAGCUCGAGGGAAAGCUUACAAAAUGAUAUAGGCUUGGGUUGGGAUGGAGCAACUCGUGAUCAAAAAAGUAUCCCAAUCCAUGGCCAGAGGAUAGUCAUAUUUUAAAAUCAAACUGUAAAGAAUAGAGAAGGAGGUUCUGGCACCCUAGCCAUCCAUUUUGUUUCUUCAGCUGAGAGUUUUAUUGCAUAAUUUCCAAAACUUUUGGAUCACUUGUCCCCUAACCUUACUUUUAAUUCCUUUAACUUUGUGGCACAUUUGUUGAGUGUUUUUGGUUUGUUCUUUGACAUUUAUAAAUGAUUGAUUAUUCACUGAUUGCCUGGGUGUUGUGUAGGAGGAUGGAACCAAUCAAAGUACUGGUAUUGAUUUGGCUGUUACACAAGAAAGAGUCAUUCUUUUGGAUACUCAGGUGCUGUCAUUUAAUCUUGAUUGUAUUAACAGUUGAUACUUUUUCAAUAAACCAAGCUCACUAACCAAGAUGAUACAACCAAUCAGUCCCCUCCCAAUCCUACCAAUAAUGGAAUCUUCAUAGGUGAAAGACAAUGUUAAUUUUAGAAUGAUAGCCAGGUUUAGAAGGGAUACUGAAGAAAAAUUACUGCUAGGUUUUCAUGGGAAUGGCAACAUAUGAGAGAAAUUCUCCUAAAAGGCACAGCCCUCAUAUAUGAAUGAGGCUUUAUAUGGGGAAUAUACCUAAAAUACUAUUAUCGUAUGCCUUAAAACAGAACAAUAUCUUAUGAGUGAGUGCAGUGAAUGAGUAAGACAUUGUUCUUACCACUUGAACAUGAAAUACAUAUAUUCUUGUCACCAUGUAAUAUCCUCUAUAUACAAGCAUAAAUUUUGCUCUUUGCUCACAUUUUCCUUUUCCUGCAAGGCUUGGAAAAGUGCAUUUAAUUUAAACCAUCAAAUUAGGUGUGUGGGGUUGUUUUUUAUUGUGGGCUUGUUUCUUCCCAUGAAAGCAUAUUUAUCAUGGAUAUUUGUUUAUGAUGUUGUCUUCAUUUUUUUUCCUUGUUGAUAAAUGUAGCCUUUGUUAAGUGCAGCCUUGCUCGACCGUUUGAUCCAUCAUGAUCGUAACAUUCCUCCGGAGUAUACUUCUCCAGAGAACUACAACGAAAUUCAGGUACAGAUAAAUUUCAUGAUUACAGUAGAAAACUUUUCAUUUAUAGUCUUGAAUUUACAAAUUCUUCUUUCAGAUUGUUUGGAAUGCUUCAUAUUCAGGAGCUCAUAAAUUAUAUUGCUUUUUUCAGGAUUUGAUAUCUUACAAUAAUUCCCUAAAAUUUCUGAGAGCACUGAUGCUUCUGUUGAAAUGUUAGAAAAAACAUUUUUGGAGGGUUUGAGCAGGAACCCACAAAUAUUUCAUAGAUUUUCUAUUGACUUUUGUGGCUCAGUUUACCUCCUAAAUGAAGUCUGGAUGUGGUAUACAAAUUUUUGAUUACUAGAUAAUUCAGUUUUAUGAAAAUAGUUUAUAAGCUUUUUGUUUUCAAAUCACUCUACUGAGACCACCAAUUCACAGUAUCAACUCAGGUCAGGUGAUGACCCAAAUUAUCUUGUAAUACCCCCUCCCCCCCUCCCCCCCUCCCUUUCAUCUCCUCUGAUGCAGCACCUCAGUUUUGUUAGAAAUUUGCCCUCUCAUAUCAUGAAUUUUUAAUUACGCAUAAAUGCCUCUUUUACCAUUUAGAAAUGAGAUUUAAUUCUUGUUUCUUAUAUUAUUAGUAAAAGUGCCCAAUUCAAUUUCAGACUUUUUGUAUCCUUGGAUCUUCUAAAUGCAGUGCUGGAUAAUUCUAAUUUUCAUCACUCUGUGAUUGGACCAAAAACUUGCGUCUCUCUCAACCAAUAAGAUGUAAAACUGAAACCAAUCACGACUUAAUCACCCUCAUUUCAAUCUUGGCACCCUCGUGUUCAUCUUGACAUACUGUUGACCUUUUCUCAUUUUUCCUUUUCUUUUUUUCAGUCACUGCAAAUUGUCACUUUCCUCUUAACAGUAUGUCAUGUGAUUUUAGUUGUACAAGAUUGGUUCACUGAUCUCACCAUAUUAAGGUAACAUCUUUUGCUUGUGUGUUAACCCUUUUUACUUGUAACAUCAGUUUACAUAUUCUCCAUACUGUUCUUUAUACAUUUUCUAAAGUGCCACCAGAAAGAAAUUGUUUAACAAUCAAGAGAUUCUUUGGUUGCUGAUCAUUUCUUUUAUUCUCGUGAGCUUAACAAGUGAUUUGGGGUUGAUAUUGUAAGGAGAAUCUAGAGGUCAGUCUCUCUCAGGGGUCAAAGGGAGCUUAACAAGUGAUUUGGGGUUGAUAUUGUAAGGAGAAUCUAGAGGUCAGUCUCUCUCAGGGGUCAAAGGGUUAAGUUGCUUUUGUUUGUGUUUUAAGUUGUACAAGAUUCAGUUUCAACUCUUUGCUGAUCUUCAGUAACAAGGUGCUUUACAAAAAGUUAAUCUGGCCGUGACCAAAGCAACUGCGUUAGCUUGGGACCUUUAGUUUGAAGGGUGGAUAGCGCUAUCCAGAUAAAUCACCAUCCAACGGCCAAGUGUAACAAAAUGUACAGUGCUAUCCACCACAUAGUGACUUAUCCAGUGGAUAGCAUUAAAAUUUAUCCACCCCUCAAUUACCCGGUGGUCCCUUGUGGUACGAACCUUGGCAUAGCUGGCCAUGUUGUACUUUAUUUCACCGUCGGAGUAUUUGGUAUUGUUUUCUGUAAGGCACAAAAUUACUUUCAACGGUGAGGGAAACCACAGAGCAUCAUAGUCAGUGGUAAGAUAGAAAAACACCUAACAUGGGAAGACUAAACCAAGAGAGAUGGAUGAUAACAAAGGAUGGAGAAGGAAUCACACAGAUUACAGAUAACUUGAAAAGAUGAAUCUAAACGUUUAACAUUUACAGACUGUGUAGUGGGCUCUUAAAAGAUACCACUUGCAAAAAAUAUGGGAAAAAAAAGUCUGCAAAGUUGCCUUAACUGCUAUAAUGUUAAAUGAUCCCAGCUGGUAUAUCAGAUGAACAUAAUUUGUUUGUUUGUUUUUUAAUUUUCAGGCUUUUAAAAACAGCUGAGAUGUUGAAGCCUUCAUCAACCAGCCACACCUCGCAUGAAUCCUCUGGGUGAGUGAAUGGUUGAAAAUAUUUAUAUCCUCUGCCCUCAGUUAUCUUAUCAUAGGGAAUGUUUUAAAACUGAAUGAAUGUUAAAAAACCAAAGUAAUCACACACAUUUAUCAGAAUAAAAGUGAAUAUUUUAAGGAGCUAGAGAGAAGUAAAAAGGAUUUAUAACAAGAAAACCUCAUCAAGCAUAGGAUGCUAAAAGAGUUCUAGCCAAUAGCAGAGACUGGAAAAUGCAAGAAUGAUAACACGAAGAAAAAAAGGAGGUUGUUUCAUUGCUUUUUUUAUUUGUUUAACAGCUUAGGGUCUUCAGACGAGUCAGAUGAGAAUUAUCCAAACAUAGGUAAGACAGGAGCAGUUUACGUUGCUUUCAGAUAUGAUUUGCUACCCUGGUAAAAUCCAUCUCGGUCACAUGCUGAAAUACAACCACUUAUGUCUCUCACUUCUAAAGAUUCCGUGUAGGGUGCUGUGUCCUGAUGAAAAGUGAUUAAGUUUCCUUGGCAGUAAGCUCUGACAGAAUUAGUGCAUUAGGAGAGUAGGACACAAGUUAACGCUGAUCAGACUUUCAAAAUAUUUACAUGCUUGAACUGCGAGAAAAAGCAACUUGAAAUGCGUCAAACUGACGCUGCAAUUGUUGUGAAGCAAUGUUAAGCAUUCCGUGUUAGGUCUGAAUGAUUGGGAGGAUUGACAAAGCUUUGAGAUUCGUUACCAGUUGUUUUCACAAUGUGGUCAUUUCCCUCAGUGAACUCCUCACCACACCCUUGAGCUGAGCACAUCACGAAGAAGACUAAACACGAGUCAACUAGCAGCUUUUUCAUUGCUUUCACUACGCUUAUAUAAGUUGUUUCAAUGCGAUGAGAUCAUUGUGUCAUUCUUUCUAUUGCAGUUUUUGUGUAUAACAAAGCCACAAGGGAGGAUUUUCACCAUGAAAACCUGAGCUCUAUGCAUUAUGCAACCAGCACUCUGUUUCAGCACUCAAGAUUGAAGUUACAAAGUAUACAUUAGCCUUACUAAUAUUUUAACUCCCAAGAUCUGAUUAGCCAUUUUCCUCUUUAAUUUCUGUGUAUGCUCAUGUAGAUCAGUUACAAGAAACCAUUCUUAAAGCAAGAAAACAGGAAUGGCUUCUUGUUUGCAAAAACGUUGCAGAAAAAAAAAAUUCAAAAAGUGGUUCAGUCAAAAGAAAGACCUUUUUUUGUAAUUUUUUCAGGUUCUGUCUUGAAACAAAGCUACAGAACCACGGGAAAAAGGGGAAAUGCUAGUUGUAGUCCUCAUCCUCAUACACUGGUUGAAUUUCUUUAUUUUUGUUGUUUCAGCUGGUAUUUCUCUGUUGAGCUCAAGCUUGAUGCCUUACAGAACACUUCUAACAUCUUGUGAUGAUAUGAACAUAUUCGUGGUACCAGUCUAUCAACCACAUGGAGGUAAAAUUUAGCAGUAUGAAUUGAACCACAAUUCUGUCAACAUAAAACAUGCCCAAAUUUGACAGAUUUUCCAUAAAUGAAAAGUCUUUUUCGCUUUCAACAUAAAUUGCAGACUAUUUUCAGCAAUUAUGUAAUUUUCUUCUUAACUGAGAGAGGUAGAAAAAGUUUGUUUAAAAAAUGCUGAAAGGGAGUGAUUUGCUAACUUUUGACUGUCCUCUCAAGAUUCUGUGUGGGUUAUUCAUAAACCGAUAAUAGGUGUGUUCUGUUUCUUUCAUGCAAUAGCUUCAAAAUACUUCGUUUUGCUGUGUAUUUGUUGGCUUUAUUACACCCAUUUUGAAGUCACUGGUGGUCUCUGUAAUCUGAUUGGCUCUAAUUGGUGCGAUUUAUUCUCAAAUCACACCAUUUUGCUUUAAAUCGCAUCUUUUUUCCAACCAAUGAGCAGGUCACACUAAAAACAAAACAACCGAUCAGAUUUCAAGGCUUGUUUAAAGUAACCAAUCAAAUUGAAAGACAAAGAGUAUCAUGUGGCAAAUUUUGCAACUUUUGUUUCCAAGACUCUUAUUUUUCCCCCCCCCCCAAAAAUGGAUGAAUUUAAUUUCAAACCGGCUCAGUACUGUAUCAAUGAAAUAUAAGAACUGACCAAGUCCUGUAUUUGGGCAAUUUCAAAAUGGAUGUAAUAAAGUGGUAACUGAACCUUGUGUUGUGCAAUUUUGGUCUGAAAUCAUACUUGUGAUUUCAAAUUCAGCGUAUGAUCUCAGCCAAAAUUGCACUCCACUCAGUUUAGUUACCAUUAUUAAUACCCAAUGCGGUAUUUGAAUUGUUAAAGCACGCGUGGUAUUAAAGUUAUUUUAUAGAUUACAUUUUGUUCUUUUUUUUUCUUCUUAAGGGAAUGGAAUGUGCACCAAGUCACCCACAUAUCAGGGACAUCCAAGCUUUGAUGUGGUCUUACACAGUCUCCGGAAUCAGGUUACCUUUCUUGUUUUAUUAGGGAAAUUUCCAAUGGAAUGUUGAAAGUGAUAUGGAAUUGCAUUCGUUUUGCUUUACUUCGCUAAUUAUUGGUCCAAAAAAGCGCACCACUCUCUCAGUCAAUCAAAUGCAAAACUAAUACCAAUAAUUGGUUUUAGUUUUGCAAUUAUUGUGACUUGAUGUCCACGUUUUCCUGCGCUUCAGGUAGUUCGAUUGUUUUACUUUGAAUCCUUAUUGGCUCUUAAAGGUCUUUUCCUUCCGUCUGAUUAACUGUUGUAAUUACUUUCAUUGGUUUUGAUUUUAAGACUCUUAAUCAAAAAGUGCUCUAUUAUUCAUUUGUGAAUUGUAUGGCUUAUCACUUGUCUGUUUGUCACCAUAACCCUUGUAACAAACUACUGGCUCAGUUAAUUUGUUGAGUAGUUUUGGGUUGGCCUGUUUGGAAUUGAGUCAACUAUGAAACAUUACAUCAAAUUAGAUCAGACUUUGAGCUCUUUGAAGCGACAACCCCUAUCUGAAUAUGGCUCUGUUUCAUGUCUCUGUAACUUCCUUUCACAAAGCCUUUUAUUUUAUCAUUGCUUGCAUUUCUAGCAUCUCAAGCCUAUUUUGACAAAAUGAAAGCCAGAUGCAUUGUGUGCUGGACAACUCACGUGUUUUUUAUUUCCUUUUUAAUUGCCUUUUUCCAUUGAAUUUAUUGUUUGGUUUCUCAUUUUCCCGGGUUGAAAUGAAAGUUAUUCCCCUCUGAUGAUAAUGUCACAACUUCCUUUCACUCAUAGUUAACUGUUGUUUUGUUUUCAGGUAUUUUCUGUUCACAGACACCUCCUUACUCAUCAUUCCCUGACAGAGAGAAAUUGGUAAUAUAUCACCCGACUGUUUUUUGUUGUUGUUGCUGAAUUGUCCUGAGAGGGAAGUUUUUGUACUCCUGUAUGCUAAGGUUUUGCAUGACGCUCCUCUCGUGUCACGUUUGGUCAGUCCCUUCUGCCCCAAUGAUUCGUGACUACAGCACUUCUGUUUUGCGAAAAAAUAAUGCAAACAUGUUAUGAUAAGGGAACAGGGUAGCCUUAAGAAUCUUUUGAAAGUGAAGAGAUGACAAAACAAGUUUUUUUUUAUGGGGGGAAAGUGCAAUAUUGAGUACUUUUGUUCUCAAAUUAAACCAGAUAUGUGAAAUAGAUUGUACUUUGACAUGAGCCCAUUACCCUGGUGGGCUACUGAUCUUGACCAGUGGUAGAAGUAACAAGUGAACUGCAAUGAAGAUAAUCAAAGAAAGAGAAGUUAACAUGGGAUGAAAGGACCUUUAAAUUUCCUUCCAACGUGUUGCUUUGUUGCUUAGUUGGUGGCAACUCCCUACUGUUAACAUCAAACUAGUAUCACACUACUGGUGUGUUCCACCUCCCCCUCCCUUGUAUUAUCCACUGAUUACACCCCACUGGUCUCUGCGAGACAUUUGUUUAAUCCUUGUGGAGGCCUGAAGUUUUUUACCUUGAUUGAGGUACCUCUCUAAGGAUCAACUCUUCAUUUUUAAUAUUCUUUGUUUCAAGGUUUCACUUUGCUGCUCGUUCCUGGGAAACUGUCAGAAAAUCAAGUUUGAUCUCCGAGUACAACAGACUCCUUUGUUCUCAGUAACAAGAGACACUUCUGAAGUGUUAAUAGGAGACGGGGCUCUGUAGCGAUUCGGUUCAGCUUUUAGGGUACUGGAUGAAGGUUGUGGAGAAUUAGUUCCUCCCAAGGAAGAGACUUUGAAUUCUCUAUAAGAAGGUGUUACUCAGUUGUGUAAAUAACUCUUAUCUUACUGAUCCAAAUAUUGAAAUAAAU
Pocillopora meandrina is the source of this 11886-nucleotide messenger RNA. The record is from the annotation of a GenBank genome assembly. Lineage: Eukaryota; Metazoa; Cnidaria; Anthozoa; Scleractinia; Pocilloporidae.